Messenger RNA from Helianthus annuus (common sunflower), 2776 nucleotides. Its product is annotated as transcription factor bHLH157. The coding region runs from base 474 to 2441 and encodes 655 amino acids. Lineage: Eukaryota; Viridiplantae; Streptophyta; Magnoliopsida; Asterales; Asteraceae. Gene Ontology annotation, biological process: regulation of DNA-templated transcription. The transcript has 9 exons. Gene Ontology annotation, molecular function: protein dimerization activity; DNA-binding transcription factor activity. The record is from RefSeq and is a predicted model, not a curated record.
GAGCUUAGAGUUUUUGUUUUGGAUUUUUCUUCCUCAAAGACAAAACCCACCCUCACCCCACCUACCCCCCCCCCCACCCCCCACCCCACUUAAAAAAAAAUAUGCAUCUUCCUGACUCAUACCCUUUAAUAGAUAGAGUGUUUUAACAGCUUUAUCUUAUUUUAAUCUAUCCUUCAAACUGUUUUAUUUUAUUGGCAGUGUAAGUAAGAACAACACAUAAUCCCUUCAUUUUGGGAAACCACAAUAAUCUCAGCUUUAGCAUCUUUUGAAACCUCAUAAACGUAAGCUUAGGAAACCACAAAUUACUUUCCCAAAGCACUUGUUUCCAGUGUUUGUCUGGUGGAACAACAACAAGUUUUCCACUUUUGUUUGUUUGUGUUCUUGUUGUUGUUGUUGUUGUUGAGCUCCAUAUAGUCUUCUUUCAGAGGAAAACUUGUUUCUUUUUGCUUGAUUUCUUAUCUUUUUUUUUACCAAUGGCUGCAACCCACAAAGAUUCAGUUGUUAAGAUUAUGAUCAAGAAUCUUUGUUCCUCUUUUGGAUGGUCUUAUGGUGUUUUCUGGAGCUUUGACCACCCAAAUUCCAUAUUGUCAACUAUGCAAGAUGCUUACUUUGAAGAUGAAUUUCAAGGUUUGAUUGAUGAUUUGCUUCUACAAUCUCCCAUGCUUGGAGGAGGGUUAAUUGGACAGGCUGCUUUCACUAAGAAACACCUGUGGAUGAACUCAGAAGAUAAUUACAUAGGAGAAAGCUCUUCAGGUUCAAUUUGGGAUAUGUUUCAGGAUAAUUCCAAAUUUUGUGGGCAAUUUUCUUCGGGUAUAAAGACAAUUGCAGCUAUCCCUGUGGAACCACAAGGGGUGUUACAGUUUGGGUCUACUAAUAAGAUUCCGGAGAACACAGAUUUUAUAAAUCAAACGAAAACAAUGUUUAACGAAAUUGUUAACGGAAAUUUACCAACAAUUUCAUCUUCGUCGCCAAACGGAAUGUUUGCGUCCUUGAUACCGUCACAAGAUUCCUAUUUUGGAUCCAUGUUUGUUGAUAAUAACCAGUCAACUACAGAAUUACAACCAAGCAUCGGUUCGGGUUUGACUUCCUUUAAAGAACCACUUCAAGACAUGUUUGACUUUGACUCACCGACCGAUUUUGGAAUCAUGGAUGAGUUCUUCCAAACAGGAGAUUUCAAUAUUUCUCAGUGGUACCCUCAGUCCCCUAUGCAAAGCAAUGUCACACUCAAUGAUCAGUUGUCAUCGCAAUCCACUGGAUUUCUUCCAGUCAGUUUCGACGAAAAAGUCAAACCUUUGACUAUUUCCGGUAUAGACGUUGACCUGUUUGGAAACACCGGAGAUCUCGGAGACAUUGUAACGCCCGUCAUGAAUGAUAAUCGUUUACGUUCCGAUUCAUUCAAUUUAGCGAAUUUAGCGAGUUUAGCGAGACUCCCUGAGUCAAAGUCAACUCAAAGUAUCGAAAAUGACUGGGCUGACCUUCCUCCAAAGAAAGGAUUGUUCUCUAACCUCGGGAUAAAGGAGCUCUUUGAGGGUAUUUCGGGUACUUCCACCUCUUGCGUUGAGGAUCAAGUGUCGUCUGGUUCGAAAAGAAGAAAAACGGAUAAUCCCAUAUGGGAAACGGGUCCGUUACAGCCCGCUGUGUAUAAUAAGAAUCUUGGGCAGAAAAGCGAGCCUGUUUUUAAAUCGGAGCCAUGGUUAGGUGAUGGUUAUAGCAUGGAUGGUUCAAGCACGCUAUCGCAAGCUAAGAAGCAAGUCGAGCCCACAAAGCCCACUAAGAAAAAAGCUAAACCGGGGACUCGGCCCAGGCCCAAAGACCGCCAAAUGAUAUUGGACCGUAUGGCUGAGUUAAGAGAACUCAUUCCGAACGGUGAAAAGAUGAGCAUUGAUUGUUUGUUGGAUCGAACGAUUAAACACAUGCUUUUCUUGCAAAGUGUAACGAAACAUGCUGACAGAAUCAAACAAGUCGAUGAGCCGAAGUAUAAUGGCGUCAUUCAGAAUAACCAUUCAAAUGAUCCGAACAACAGCGGUGUGACAUGGGCAUGUGAGGUCGGAAAUCAAACGAUGAGUUGUCCGCUAAUAGUAGAGGAUCUUAGUACCACGGGACAAAUGCUCAUAGAGAUGAUUUGCGAACAACAUGGAUUUUUUCUCGAAAUAGUGGACGUAAUCCGCGGUUUCGGUUUGACCAUUUUGAAAGGCGUCAUGGAAUCCCGAGAGGAAAAGAUAUGGGCGCGUUUUAUAGUUGAAGCCGAGGCAAAAAGGCAUGUAACGAGGCAUGAGUUAUUUGCCGCACUUGUUCAACUUCUACAAACAAUGGGGUCUAACGAUAACCAUCUUGAAAAAAAGAUUAUGCAAACAGGGAACUCUCUAGUAAACGAUUUCCAUCAUUCCGGGAUACAACUUCCUGUAAGCUUUGCCGACACAGGGUAUGGCAUGAACUUAUAACCGCGCUUUGAAUAAUAAUAAUAAUACCAUGAGCAUUGAUUUCCAUGAUUGGUAUUCUUGGAAAAAAAGUUAGGUUCACCGAAACGAGUGGUGAUUUUGGCGAGAGUUAGAAAACGAAGCGUGAAAUUUGUCGGAUGCAAGGAGAGUUAGUUAUGAUUCUCGGCUUCUUUUACUUUGUUUCGAGUUGUUAGUGUUUUUUCGUCGGUUUCCUUCUUUCUGACAGUUUUCGGAAUUCAAAUGUUCAUAGUUUGAAACUAACAAGAAAGAACAAUAUGAUUUGUAGGCGGUUAGCCACCUUGUGAUUAUAUCCAUAUAGGCUUUGGUUGCUUGUGAAA